AUUCUUUAAGAGGAAAAUGAAUGCGAUUUUGUGGAGUUGGAGUCUCGCAGGACUCGUUCUGCUAAGUAUUACAGAUGGGGUAAUGGGUUUUGAUGAAAUGCACUUGUUUAACAAAAUCAAUGGCACAACUGUGUUUCCGAAACAAGAUGAUGCAAAUGUUCUGAUGGUAGGAAUAACUCUUGUUCAAGCAGCUGCUGCUAAAGGAGCGGUGUGUCUGGAUGGGUCAGUGCCUGGAUAUCAUUUGUAUCGUGGGUACGGUUCAGGAGCAAACAACUGGAUCAUUCAGUUACAGGGCGGUGCUUGGUGUGACAGUGUUCAAAAUUGUGAGUACCGUAAGAAAAGUGGUUACGGAUCGUCUACAUUAAUGGAGAAAGUGUUAGCAUUCACUGGAAUACUUAGCAAUAAAGCAGCUGAAAAUCCAGACUUUUACAACUGGAAUAAAGUUAAAGUCCGGUAUUGCGAUGGUGCGUCAUUUGGCGGCGACAGCGAAAACAAGGCGGCACAACUACAGUUUAGAGGAAAGCGUAUAUUUUUAGCUGUCAUGGAAGAUUUAAUGGAAAAGGGAAUGCGUCAGGCAAAGCAGGCUUUGCUUAACGGAUGUUCUGCUGGGGGUCUUGCAUCCAUUUUACGCUGCGAUGAUUUCAAGAGCUUGUUUCCUCUUACCACCAAAGUAAAAUGCAUGAGUGAUGCUGGCUUCUUCCUCGACACCGUUGAUAUAUCUGGAGAUCGUACUUUGAGGCGUAUGUAUUCUGGUGUCGUAAACACCCAGGGUUUGCAAAACACGCUUCCUCGCACAUGUACAAACCAUCUUGAUUCAACUUCGUGUUUCUUCCCUCAAAACAUAAUCAACCAAGUCCAGACCCCGUUGUAUAUUCUCAACUCGGCAUUUGAUUCGUGGCAGAUUGGAAAUAGUAUAGCUCCACCAUCUGCUGAUCCAAGUGGCAGUUGGAAUGACUGCCGCGUCAGCUUCAGGUGCAACGACGCUCAGAAGAAGGUCUUGGAAGGUUUCAGGAUAAGCAUGUUAAAUGCGUUAAAGACAUUUGUGACGACAAGAAAGAACGGAUUGUCAAUCACCUCAGGCUGGGCUCAUUGCCAAGCGGAGAGACAAGAUUCUUGGUUUCCUGGAAACUCUCAGGCGGGUAAAGAUAAGGGGAUUGCUGUAGCUGUUGGAGAUUGGUAUUUCGAAAGAGCCAAAAAGGCCACCUCAUAGACUGUGAUUAUCCCUGUGGCAGCAAGAACCGUUAUUAACAAAUGAUUUAUUUUACUUUAUUCCCAUCAAUUAUCGCUGAGGUUUUCAUUGAAAGGCAGUACUGAAGAGAUUUCUAUAAUGUAUUUGUAUACAUGUAAUCACAAAACAACCAAUAAAC
Molecule: messenger RNA, 1367 nt
Organism: Thlaspi arvense
Lineage: Eukaryota; Viridiplantae; Streptophyta; Magnoliopsida; Brassicales; Brassicaceae
Source: the annotation of a GenBank genome assembly